GUGAACACUCUAUCCAGGCAAUUCAGCGCCGAGUUCACAGAUGUAAUGAAUGAGAUCUGGGCCAACGAAGCUGUCAAGAGCGCCGUCCUCAUCUCGUCAAAGCCAGGCUCUUUCAUUGCUGGAGCCGAUAUCGACAUGAUUGACGCCUGCAAGACUUCUCAGGAAGUGACUCAGCUCUCUCAGGAAGGACAGAAGAUGCUAGAAAAAAUAGAGCAGUCUCCAAAGCCCAUCGUUGCUGCCAUCAGUGGCUCCUGCCUGGGAGGAGGACUGGAGGUUGCCAUUGCCUGCCACUACAGAAUAGCAACGAAGGACAGGAAAACAGUCUUGGGAACACCUGAAGUGUUACUGGGUCUCCUGCCAGGGGCGGGGGGUACUCAGAGGCUGCCAAAGAUGGUGGGCCUUCCUGCUGCCUUCGAUAUGAUGCUGACGGGAAGGAACAUCCGUGCUGACAAAGCGAAGAAGAUGGGUCUGGUUGACCAGCUGGUGGACCCACUAGGGCCGGGUGUGAAGGCGCCGGAGGCACGGACGGUGGAGUACUUGGAGGAGGUAGCGAUCGGCUUUGCCAGGGGGCUGGCGAACAGGACCGUGUCUGCCAAAAGGUCCAAAGGGCUGAUCCAGAAGCUGACGGACUACGCCAUGGCUCUCCCCUUCGUCAGGCAGCAAGUCUACAAGACGGUGGAGACCAAAGUUCAGAAGCAAACCAAAGGCCUCUACCCUGCUCCGCUGAAGAUCAUUGAGGUUGUAAAGACGGGGCUUGAUCAGGGGCGGGACGCCGGGUACCUCACUGAGUCCCAGGGGGACCUCAAGAGAGCGGAGGACUGGGCAGGCAGGAUCCUCAUGAGGUUCAGCAAAGGGAGGUGCCAAGUGCUGCCCCUGGGGAGGAAGAACCCCGUGCAGGAGCACAGGCUGGCGGGCAGCCGACUGGAGAGAGUCCAGCGAAGGGCCACAGGGGUGAUUGAAGGCCUGGAGCACCCGGCACACGAGGAGAGGCCAGGAGACCUGGGGCUGGAGAAGGGAAGGCUCGGGGGGAUCCUACCGAUGUGCGUAAACGCUGG
Messenger RNA from Leptosomus discolor (cuckoo roller), 1055 nucleotides. Lineage: Eukaryota; Metazoa; Chordata; Aves; Leptosomiformes; Leptosomidae. The record is from RefSeq and is a predicted model, not a curated record.